Molecule: messenger RNA, 408 nt
Organism: Acanthamoeba castellanii str. Neff
Lineage: Eukaryota; Discosea; Longamoebia; Acanthamoebidae
Exons: 2
Coding region: 1-408 (135 amino acids)
Source: RefSeq, a predicted model, not a curated record
AUGCCGGCUGUGGGGACAACAAGGGCGCCAACUUCUCCAACGCGAUCCUCAACAAGGCGCAGUUCCACGCAGCGAACCUCAAGAACGUGCGGUUCAUCCACAGCAUCUUCUCGUCGCACACGAACCCCUUCUCCCGCACCACCAACCUCAACGGCGUCCUCUUCCACCGGACGGACAACGCGUUGGCGCUGUACGGCCAGUCGUUCAAGGAGUGGGGCUAUCGCACGGAGAACGUGUCGCUGGCGCUGUACGGGAUGUCGUUCAAGGAGCUGGGCUUCCAGAUGGAGAACGUCAACACCAUGUUCUACUCGCGCCACAUCGUGCGGCUCGUCAAGGAGAAGGAGGACCCCGUGCUCCUGGAAGAGGAGGAGAAGCCUGCUGGUGGCCAACCUCUUUAGAAGAGCAUAG